Alternaria ventricosa is the source of this 1629-nucleotide messenger RNA. RefSeq lists its product as uncharacterized. Bases 1 to 1629 code for a protein of 542 amino acids. The transcript has 2 exons. Lineage: Eukaryota; Fungi; Ascomycota; Dothideomycetes; Pleosporales; Pleosporaceae. The record is from RefSeq and is a predicted model, not a curated record.
AUGGACGAUAUCGUCCAGGCUCAUGCGCACGUAAAAGAAGACGAUCAAGGCUCGUACGACGAAGAUGAGACGGACCAGUUGCAGGAUCUAGCCACCUACCUCGAUGUAAAGCAUGCUGCUGGCCUAGAGAUUGUUCAACAACUCAAAGCUUUACCAUCAAAUCCCGUUGCGCUCUCGCAUAUCACAGACCCCGAGCUUCGCGCCCUUCUGUGUGCACCAGAUGUGGAAAAGCACUUCGCUACGUUCAAGUACUGCUCCGAACUCUUUCCAGUAAUGGGUAGUUACAUCCAACAGCGCGCUCCAAACAAGCUGUUUGUAGAGACAUUCGUGUACAUGCGCGACAAAGCGAAGAAAGCAACGAUGUUACUAGAGUGUUUCCAGAUCGUCAUCGAGUGCCUGCUAAGCUACGAGCCCUCGCGACCGGAAGAGCACUUCAACGGUAGCGAAGCCCGAUUAGAGUUCUUUGGCGAUAUGCUCAAGUUUCCCGAAGCCACCCUUCAGCAGCUUGAAGCGGACCAAGACGUUCCCUUAGCCCUAAUCGAGAAACAGGAAGAGAACUCUGACAAGAAACCGGCCCGGAAGGAACGUGGUGUUCUGAAUAUACACCAUCUGGCGUUCGAUCCGGAGUCACUGAAAGGUCUACUAGAUGACGAACCGUCCCGUGACAUCGAGGCAGUACAAGUUGCGUUUCUGCAAGAUGAGAAUGAGGUGGGUAUAGAUGUGGAAGAUGAGCAGGGUAACAAGCUCGUUUGGAGAGAUGGCAAGUCGCACAUCAUCCUGGCUGUCAUUAAAGCUGAAGACGAGACCACUGUCAAGAAGAUGGAUGACCAACCGAAGAAGCCUACACAUGAGCUUCAGACUGCGCCAAGGAAGACGCCAAUCCAAAUAACGGGCGGCUUUGGUUUCGAUUACUCAGAUGACGAAGACGAUACACUCUUGAACAAUGAGGUGGACGAGACUAAGGUCAUCGCGGACAAGAGCAACGAUAUAUCUUCAGAUCCGUCACCCUACCUAUGCAUACCUUCGUCACCGCCAAUAUCGGCCGCAGACGGUCCAUUCAAGUCUAACUUACCCAAUAUCUCUUCUCCAUCCUCGCCGACCCUCCCAACUCUUCCGAACAAAUCCAAAAAUAAAGACGCGAAAACGAGUCGAUCUAACAGUGGUUCCUCCUCACCAUCGUCACGUAAGCGCAAGUCGUUAUCAAGCGAGUCAAGCGAAGACAACAAAGACACCAGCGGUGACUAUAAAGAAGGAGGUAAAGAAAACUCCGACCCUCCCAUGAAACGAAGCUGCAAAACCAGUCUAUCAUCCGACUCUUCCUCCUCUCGCUCUACAACGCCCCUAGAGGCGAAGUUGCGCAGCUCUCCAUCAGCACCAGCCUCACCUUUAGCAGACCUACCCCCUCUACCAUCUUCACCUGCAUCUCCAGAUAGUUUGUCUUUGUGUUCUGCAUCGUCUUAUGUGGACUCCGUAUCACCGUCUCAACCGCCUGAUGCGCCCCUUCCGCCGCAGCCAACGACACCGCAGCGGCGCAUGCAGACGCGUGCUAUGACACGAAGUGCGAGUACCACCCCAGCGCCUCCGGAUGCGGCAUCUACGAGAGCAACGCGUUCGUCGGGUAGGUCGUAG